Messenger RNA from Closterium sp. NIES-67, 751 nucleotides. NCBI's taxonomy places the organism in Eukaryota, Viridiplantae, Streptophyta, Zygnematophyceae, Desmidiales, Closteriaceae. The record is from the annotation of a GenBank genome assembly.
CAUAGCGUCGCGAAUACUUCAUCAAUCAACAUGAUUCAAAUUGGGAACGGUAGCUGAGAUUACGAGCUACAAAAUAUCCAAGUUUCGCGACAUUCCAACGGCUAGUUUUUCGUCGACGUCGUUUCUUGUGAAGACGACUUUUCUGUCCAGAAUUUCGGAUAUAUAUUUUGAAUACCGGGGGAGCCUACAAAUCCCAAGGAGGCUUGGGAGGGCCCCAAUGGGAAGGAGUGGAAGAAGGCCUCAGAUGAAGAAAUGGGGAGCAUCAUCGAGAACGACACCUUCGACUUGGUGAACCUACCUCCGGGGCGUAAGGCGAUUUCUUCCAAGUGGCUCUUCAAGCGCAAGACCGACGCCGGUGGCAACAUUGAGCGCUACAAGAGCAGACUUGUAGCCAAGGGGUACCAGCAGCAGGAGAAGAAGGACUACAAUGAAGUAUAUGCUCCUGUGGUGAAGGGUACAACCCUUCGAACCCUCUUCGCCGCGGCGGCCAUCAAAGGAUGGGUGGUGAAGCAAAUGGACAUUGUAACGGCCUUCCUCAACGGUGUUUUGGAGGAAGAGACCUACAUGGAGCAGCCAGAGGGGUACAAUGAUGGGAGUGGCAGAGUGUGGAAGCUGAAGAAAGCACUCUAUGGCCUCAAGCAAGCCCCUAGGCAAUGGUGAAGUGGCAUUGGGUGAGGAGCAUGGUCACCGCGGGUGAAGUGGAGUUGCACUGCGUGAAGACGACGGCGCAGCCUGCUGAUAUGAUGACCAA